This is a messenger RNA of Vitis riparia (riverbank grape), 1517 nucleotides long. RefSeq names its product basic leucine zipper and W2 domain-containing protein 2-like. The transcript has 8 exons. Gene Ontology annotation, cellular component: cytoplasm; membrane. The coding region runs from base 110 to 1345 and encodes 411 amino acids. NCBI's taxonomy places the organism in Eukaryota, Viridiplantae, Streptophyta, Magnoliopsida, Vitales, Vitaceae. Gene Ontology annotation, molecular function: protein binding. The record is from RefSeq and is a predicted model, not a curated record.
AUUGAACCGCCCUCUCUUUCUCUCUCUCUCUCUCUUUUCUUUCUCUCGCAAUCUCCAAACGCAGAGUCUCAGCCUCACCUCUCCUUCGAUCCCUCUUCGGUCUUGGUUUAUGAGCUCGAAGGAGAGACCCACUCUCGGUGGCACGCGGAUUAAGACCCGCAAACGGAAUAUUGCAGCGCCGCUGGACCCUGCAACAUUUGCAGAUGCAGUGGUCCAGAUUUAUCUGGAUAAUGCUGGUGAUCUGGAACUUAUCGCUAGAAGCAUUGAAUCUUCAGACCUUAACUUCUCUAGAUACGGUGACACCUUUUUUGAGGUUGUCUUCACCGGAGGUCGCACACAACCUGGCACAACAAAGUCUGAUGAGGGGGAGCGCCAUCCUUACUCUAUAAUUGAUUGUGAACCUAAUCGUGUAGCUGUUUUACCAUCUGUAAUCUACAUACAGAAGAUUUUAAGGCGGAGGCCAUUUCUCAUAAAGAAUCUUGAAAAUGUCAUGCGAAGAUUCCUCCAGUCAUUGGAGCUUUUUGAGGAAAAUGAGAGGAAGAAGCUGGCUAUUUUCACAGCACUUACAUUCUCUCAGAAGCUAUCUGGGCUUCCACCAGAGACAGUGCUCCAACCACUGCUCAAGGAUAAUCUUGUCGCCAAAGGGCUAGUUCUCUCUUUUAUAACAGACUUCUUCAAGGAAUAUCUGGUUGAUAAUAGCCUUGAUGACUUGAUUUCCCUCCUGAAAAGGGGAAAAAUGGAGGACAAUCUUCUUAUCUUCUUCCCUUCUGCUAAGCGUUCUGCUGAAGGUUUCUCUGAGCAUUUCACCAAAGAAGGGCUGGUCCCCUUGGUUGAAUACAAUGAAAAGAAGAUCUUUGAGGUGAAACUGAAGGAAAUGAAAUCUGCAUUAACAACCCAGAUUGCCGAUGAUACUGAUAUAUCUGAAGUAAUAGAAACUGUGAAACAACGAGUUAAAGAUGCUAAGCUACCAGACAUUGAGGUUGUGCGAAUCUUGUGGGAUGUCAUAAUGGAUGCAGUUCAGUGGUCUGGGAAAAACCAGCAGCAGAAUGCCAAUGCAGCUCUCCGCCAGGUGAAAGCAUGGGCAAAACUUCUGAACACCUUCUGCACCAAUGGGAAGCUCGAACUAGAGCUGUUGUACAAAGUUCAGAUCCAAUGCUAUGAGGAUGCCAAGCUGAUGAAGUUGUUUCCUGAAAUUGUGAGGUCUCUCUAUGACCAAGAUGUGCUUGCUGAAGACACCAUUCUUGUCUGGUUCCGCAGGGGAACAAACUCUAAGGGCCGGCAAACUUUCGUGAAGGCACUGGAGCCCUUUGUGAAUUGGCUGGAGGAGGCCGAGGAAGAAGAAUAAGUGCAGCAUGCUGCAAUCUACCUCGCUUCUCUUUCUACUAUCCAUUACUGAGAUACUAAAAAUUUCCAUAUCAUCUGGUGUGUGUUUGAUGAUAUGAUGACUUAUGAUGAUGAUGAUGUUCAAACCUUAAUGCUUUUAAUAUCUGCAAUAAUCGACUAAACUUUGUGUCUUA